Calliphora vicina (urban bluebottle blowfly) is the source of this 5077-nucleotide messenger RNA. RefSeq names its product MICAL-like (gene MICAL-like). NCBI's taxonomy places the organism in Eukaryota, Metazoa, Arthropoda, Insecta, Diptera, Calliphoridae. Gene Ontology annotation, molecular function: protein binding. Bases 306 to 4544 code for a protein of 1412 amino acids. The transcript is spliced from 9 exons. The record is from RefSeq and is a predicted model, not a curated record.
UAUUGCAUAUACAUAUGUACUGAAUAUAAAGAAAUACGUAAUUCAAAUUGUGGGAAAAAAGAUUUAAUAAAAUAACAUCAUCAUUGCAAUUUGCAACUGAAAUUUAAAAAAUUCAAAUAAUUUGAAACUCAAAUAAAAAAGAAGAAAUACAUUGAUUGGUGCUAAGAAAAAAAUAAAAACAAAAAAAUCGAAGUGAAAAAAGGAAACUAACUAGUCGAAUAACCUAUAAUUUGGUUUAAUAAAAAUACACACAUAUACAUAAAUAUUACAAAUAUUGACAAAAUUCAGAAGAGACAAUAUAAAGAAUGUCUGAACGUCGUGGUACAAAAGCUUUAGAAUUAUGGUGCCGUCGCAUGACAGAUGGAUAUGCUGGUGUUAAAAUUGACAAUAUGACUACAUCAUGGAGAGAUGGUUUGGCAUUUUGUGCAAUGAUUCAUCAUUUUAGACCAGAUUUAAUAGAUUUUGACAAAUUAAGCAAGUCAGAUGUAUACUACAACAACGCAUUAGCAUUUACAACGGCUGAAAAAUAUUUGGGCAUACCAGCACUUUUGGAUGCCGACGAUAUGGCCGCUUAUGAGGUACCCGACAGAUUAUCUAUUUUAACGUAUCUCUCACAGUUUUAUCAAGUUUUUGCGGCACAAGAUGCUCACAACAGACUGAAACGUACCUCCUCGUCAUCUGCCACGGAUAAAACCCAAAUAACAAAAUCUCCAGGACCGCCGCCCAAGAUGGCCCAUGUGGUUGGCGUUCCCAAACGCGACCCCUGCCGAAAAUGUCAAUUACCUGUGUUUUUGGCGGAGCGCUUGUUGGUAGGCAAAAAAGUCUACCAUCGCACCUGCCUCAAAUGUGCUCGUUGUGGUUAUCAAUUGACACCCGGUAGUUUUUAUGAAACUGAGACCGACGAACAGUACUGCUGUGAAACAUGCCCUGAUGAAGAAGUAAUCGAAAAUAAUACUGAACAAAUACCUACGGGUAGUGGGGUGACAGCAACAGACUGCUCUGAUGUAGAACUAAGAAAUAGAACUGAAAGCGACAUAAAUGUUGUACCAUCCUCAGCUAAAUCUGUACGCAGUUCCAUAAAGGACCGAUUGGCAUUCUUUGAGAAUCAAAAAGAGGAUGAGGACGGUACAGAUACCAAACUUUUGCAAAAAAGUUUAAGUGAUGAGGAAAAAUGUAAAAGUUUACAAAGAAUGGAAAGUCCUUCGGCGACUGUUGUAGCCACAUAUAAGCCUAAUGUGGCACUAUCAACCUUUCUAAAUAAUACUGUCGACGACGGAGAAGACCUAAGCGAACCGUCGUCGUCUAUACAAAAUUCUAAAAUGGAAACUUCUGAUUCGGAAGAUGAUACAGAUGAUUUAACAAAUGUUUCGUUACCACCAGAACUACCUAAAAGUUUGCCACCAUUAGACGAGUUCAAUGUUGAGGAGAAAACUGAAGAAAAGAAACGUUUUUCAGUUUCAGCCCAACUAGUAUUGGGCUCGUCAACCAACGAAAUUGAAACUGCUACAGAAAAUACUGAUGAACAACAAAACAUUGUAAUGGAGCCUGUAAAGGAAAAUCAAACAACCGAAUUACAAAUUAAUCUGUCGUCGGGCAUAAGAAUUGAUCAGACUAAUAAUAACAAUACAAAUGAUGAAGAACACAAUAUACCAGCUCCAUCUGUCGAAAUCGAUGUCAUGGCAGAACAAAAAACAGAAGAUGAAACUGUUCAAUCACACCCAAACAAACUAGAAAAUAAUUUAGAAUUUAGUGAAACUAAUGAUAAUGAUUGUAUUACCAAAGAAAAAUCAGCAGACGUGUUUACCACGGAAGAAAUAGCCGAUAAUGUACAGCAGAUAAUGGACACAAAAGCUACAACUACAGAUACUGAUACAGAUAUUAAGUUAACGACGCAACCAUUAGAAAUUAAACCAAUAACAGAUAAUACCGCAAUUGAAGAGGAUGUCGUUGAAUUACGCACAAAAUCCGAAGAUGAAAAUCCAGAUAUUUCUCUUCAAUUGGAGGAUAAUGAAACAACCGAAAGGCUUAGUGUGGUACGUGCCCGUCUGCAACAAUUUGAAGUAAUUACAAAUAAUGAGAAUGAAGAAGAAAUUCCUUCUCAACCACAGGAUAAUUUAAUUGAUUACGGAAUUCUAUCUAAUAAAGAAGACAAUGAGCCUGUUAAUGCUGAAUUUUGUGAAAAUCAGGCUACAACUCAAAUUAAGAAUAUUCAAAUCGAUACGGAAACAGAAUCAGAAAAUCUUAAAUCUACAUUAAUUGAUGAUAAAGUGCCUUUAACAAUGGAAACAAAAGACAAUGAAGUGUUAGAAUGUAAUAUAGUCGAUGAAGAAGAACAUUUAAAAGAAAAUAACUCUAAGGAUAAUAUAAAUGACAUCCAAACAUCACAACCGAAUAUUAGUAAAAUGGCUAUUGAAGAAUAUCCAGAAGAUUUAAAUCCAUUUAAUUCAGAUGAAGAAGACGAAGUACUAUUAGAUGAUAACAAAGAAAACGUCCUACUAAGAACAUCUAUUGGAUCUACGAAAAAAGAUAAUUUGAAUCCUUUUGAUUCAUCAGAUGACGAAGUUGAGUUAGAUAAAACACAAAAUAAUAAAACAUCAAGUAGUUCAACACCUAAAGUUCCUCCACCGAGGCCACCACCACCACGUAUAUCCAAAAACCCAUUCGGUAGUGAAGAUGAGGACGAUAACACAACUCAAAAUUUCAACAGGCGUUCCAGUCUAACAGGAUCCCAAAGCAAAAGAACUCCAGUACCAACUCCACGUUCAAAUAUAUCGCUAUCACAGAAUCCUACACCGGAACCAACACCACGAUUGAGCACAAAAAUUAAUACGACCAUCAGCUCAUCUGCCUCGGCAACACCCAAUAACUCAUCCCUACCAAUUUUACAAAAUUCCAGUGACUUCUACGGCAGUGUCAAUUCAUUGCAUAGCAAUAAUGCAACAACUCCAUAUAAUCUUUUACGAAAUUCUGACGUUAGAUCAUCAAAUAAUUCUCUCAACUUAUCGGCCGGUGGUACAAUUAGAUCCCGGAAAUCACGUAGAGCUCCCUUGCCCCCGGCUCCCGUCAAGGAAUUGUUCCCAUCAAAUGAGACUAUUAACAGCAGUUCAAAAACAUCCACUCCCAGCUCGAGUACGGUUGGUACUCCGAAAUCAGCUCGUAAAAAGAGAGUUGCACCGGCUCCACCCAAACCCGCAAGACUUGAGCCAUCACAAGUUCCCCAAAUACACGUUGAUAUCAUAAAUACACAGUCAAAAAACUUGAAUAGUUACCCUCUGCAGAGUGAAUUGGACUCGAAAUUAUCCGACGAAGAGAAAGCUUUGUUGGAGGGUAAGACUUUGCAUUCGCUGCAAUGUAAUGAUUCAGAUUUAACACUAUCAACGCAAAGUAGGAGAAGCUCCAAGCGAAUGAUACCACUGGACAAAGAACUGUUAGAAGAACAUGGUUCGCUGCAGUACGUAGAGGGGAGCAUUAGUCAGUGUGAUGAUUUGAAACAACAAAAUCAACUAAAAUCCUCUGCUGUGCAGGAGGAAGAACCGAGUGUGGUGUAUCGUCGUCUUUUAAUACCACAGAAUUUGGAAACUCCAACGCAUGAGCACAACCCGCUCAUAGAGCACCUAAGUGAAUCUCCCUCUCUUGGAGAAAGGCAGUUGGAGAAGCUAAAAGACAAUAAGGAAGCCAACAAUCGAAAUCGACAGUCUCAAAUAUCAGUUACCUCAUCAGGUGCCGAUGACAACGAUCCACUAUUCAACAAAUCGGCGCAUGGGAAGUGGAAGCGUCGCAAGGGACCUGCACCGGCCUUACCAAUACCUCCGCGUAAGGUUCUACAAAUGUUACCACUCCAAGAAAUUAAGCAUGAAUUGGAAAUAAUAGAGGUUCAACAACAGGGUUUAGAAAAACAGGGUGUUAUCUUGGAGAAAAUGAUACGAGAUCGAUGCGAGGGAGAGAAUGGUGAACCAUUAAAUACCAACGGAUUACCUGGUGAAUGCGGAGAUUCUGCGUCUGGCUCAUCGACUGUGGAAAAUUCCAAAGAAGUUGAAAAUUUAAUAUUACAACUCUUCGAAUUGGUAAAUGAGAAAAACGAAUUGUUUCGUCGUCAAGCGGAGCUCAUGUACUUACGACGACAACAUCGGCUAGAGCAAGAACAAGCUGAUUUGGAAUAUGAAAUUCGCAUUUUAAUGGCUCAGCCUGAACGUAAUAAAACCGAUUCAGAUAAAGCUAGAGAAGAAGCACUAAUAGAACGCUUGGUAGAAGUUGUGCAAUUACGUAAUGAAGUGGUGGAAUGCCUGGAAAUGGAUCGCCUUCGUGAAGCGGAGGAAGAUCAAAGCAUCAAACAACGUUUGGAGUCCCAUAUAGCAAAAAGAGAGGAUGACUCAAAUUCUAGAAAAACCUUAACAAAACUAUCUAAGAAAGAGAAAAAGAAACAGAAGGAAGCAAAAAAGCUCAGUAAAAGCAAAAAAUUAGAUGCUGACAAGGAUGCUGAUGAAACUGAAUUAAAUGAAGACAAACAAAAAUCUAAAAAGAAAAAGAAAUUAUUAAUCUUCUAAUAUUCUCGAAAAUGAAGUCCUUUUGAGUUUUGCUAAUAAAUAAAUGUUCUCGUGUGUGAUAAAACCGGCCAACUUAAAUAUUUAACAAAUAAUAUCUAUCGUUUUAGUUUUGAUUCCAUCAUAAAAAAUAAUUUGUUCAUUUAAUUUACAUUUUAGUUGAGGAUUGCUCUAUUUAAGAUUAAUUUCCAUUUCGUUAGUAGAAACUCAAAAUUUCUCGAUAUAAAAGUAAAAUCGAAGCAAAGAAAAGGAAACAUCAAUAAAUAGCAUUUACUUUUUCUUAAGUAUUUUCUAUAAUCUUUUUAGCUUUAAUAAUUUAAUAAUUAACUUUUUGUUAACAAUCUCAUGUUUAUUUCUAUUAGUUCUUAUCACUUUAACAAUUGUUUAAUGUUAAAGUAUAUUUUUCAUUUUAUAAUCCUUAUUUUGUGUAUUUAAUAUCUAUUUAUUCAUCAAUUUGCAUUAAGAAAUAUGCAUUCAAAUAAAUAUUUUUAUAUUAUUACAAUAAUAUAAAAAUAAAUAAAAUUUGUUAAAAAUAA